Clonostachys byssicola is the source of this 1341-nucleotide messenger RNA. The record is from the annotation of a GenBank genome assembly. Lineage: Eukaryota; Fungi; Ascomycota; Sordariomycetes; Hypocreales; Bionectriaceae.
AUGGCAGGCGGCCGCAAGUCCAAACCUCCCCCGCCUCCUCCCCGCCCUUCGACGACUCUCGUGCUCGACAAUGGCGCCGACACCCUCAAGGCCGGGCUCGUGACUGGUGGCCGCAUCAACGAGCCCGAGAUCAUCCCCAACUGCAUAGCCCGCGACCGCCUUAAGAAGAUCUAUGUCGCUUCCGAGCUUAGCCAGUGCCGUGACUUUAGCGAAAUCCAGUUCCGCCGACCCGUCGAUCGAGGCUUCAUCGUCAACUGGGAAGCUCAGAAGGAAAUCUGGGAUCGGGUGAUCCUCGACGACAAAUCCUCCCUGAAAUGCGACCCCGCCGAGACUCGCCUUUUGCUCGCCGAGCACCCUAACGGCUUGCCCGUCUUGCAGUCGAACUGUGAUCAGAUUGUGUUCGAGGAAUACGGCUUCGCAAGCUACUAUCGUGGAAUAGGCUCUACUUUCAACGCUUACCACGAUAUCCAGGGUCUCUUCCGAACUGCCAGAGAUGCCGCGACGGUAGCCAACACCCCCGCCGAGAUCCUCCUCGUGGUGGACUCUGGCUACUCGCAUACCACCGUCACUCCAGUUCUACGGGGACGCCCCCUCCACUCCGCGAUCCGAAGACUAGACGUGGGCGGAAAGCUUCUUACCAACUACAUGACUCGAUUACUAUCUCUACGACACUUCGACAUGCGAAACGAUACCUACAUUGUCAACGAGUUGAAGGAGGCGGCAUGCUACGUAUCUACAGACUUCAAGGGCGACCUCGAGAAGUCCUGGAAGGGAACCCGUGGCGAGAGGCGCGAACCCUUCGUGGCGGGCGUCACUGCCAAGGACUACGUCCUACCCGACUUCGGCUCCCGCGCCAAGGGAGAGCUCCGCGACUACGACCCUGCGCGACACUCGAAAUCGAGACGGGCGGCCGGUCCGCAGCCGGACGAAGACAUCCUCACGCUACGAAACGAACGAUUCGCCGUCCCCGAACUGAUAUUCAACCCCGCCGACAUGGGCAUGCGCCAGCCUGGUCUCGCCGAUCUGAUCCAGGAGUCCCUGCACGCCCUCCCCAUCGGGCUAUGGCCAGGGCUUCUCGCCAACAUCACCGUCGUCGGAGGCAACGUCCAUCUGGAGGGCUUUAUCCAGCGACUGCAGAAGGAGGUUGUCCAGCGGUUCCCCGAUGACUGUGUCGUGCGUGUCGCGAGGCCAGCCGACCCCAUCACUAGUACCUGGCAGGGCGGCGCCAACUUAGCGAACCACCGUAAUAUCGAGAAGCUCGAAGUAACGAAGAAGGAAUAUGAGGAGUAUGGUGCGGGAUGGGUCGCUCGGAAGUUUGCAAAAGGUCUUGGCUCGGACUGA